AUCUCUGAUCAACAUAGGAUUAAAUAAAUUUAUUUUCCUUUUUUUUUUUUUUUUUGAUCUUUGGGAUUUGUCAAUGGGUUUUGAAUGACGCCGUAAGCGGUGACGCCUGCAAUGCCAAUUUGUCUGGUAUCGUGAGCAACAGCAGGAGAGAACGAGAAAUACAAAGGAGGAAUCGAAUAAUUUCCAUGGUAGCGCACGCGCUUGAAUCCAAAGAAUAGCUUCCUAUGGAGCCUUGGCAGUGUUAGACUUGUCUGAGUGGUGAACGACGACUCUGCUAGGGAAGGAAGAUAGAGAAGUGAUUCAAGAUGGCUUUUGGGCCGUUGGUUUGGUAUUGCAGGCCAGUCACAAAUGGGGUGUGGGCCAAAUUAGUGGAUAAUGCAUUUGGUGUUUACACACCCUGUGCAACUGAUACCUUGGUGAUUUCCAUAUCUCAUUUUAUCCUUCUAAGUCUGUGCUUCUAUCGAAUAUGGCGGAUUAAGAAGGAUUUCAAAGUCCAGAGGUUUUGCUUGAGGUCAAAUUACUAUAAUUAUAUGUUGGCAUUAUUGGCUGGUUAUUGUACUGCUGAGCCUUUGUUCAGAUUGAUCAUGGGUAUCUCAGUCUUUAAUCUCGAUGGCCAAGCAGGUCUUGCUCCAUUUGAGGUGGUUUCCCUGAUCAUUAAGGCUUUUACUUGGUGCUCUAUGCUCGUCUUGAUCGGAAUAGAAACUAAAGUAUACAUCCGUGAGUUUCGAUGGUAUCUCAGAUUUGGAGUCCUUUAUACUUUGAUAGGGGAAGCUGUGAUGCUCAAUCUCAUUCUUUCAGUGAAGGAGUUGUAUGAUAGGUCUAUUCUGUAUUUGUACAUCAGUGAGGUCGUCUUGCAGGUUUUAUUUGGGAUAUUGUUGCUCUUCUAUGUUCCUGACCUGGAUCCUUAUCCGGGUUAUACCCCAAUGUGGACUGGAUCGGUUGACGAUGCAGAAUAUGAAGAAAUUCCAGGAGGAGAGCAAAUUUGUCCUGAGAGGCAUGUCAACAUAUUUUCAAGAAUUACUUUUGGAUGGAUGAAUCCCAUCAUGCAGCUAGGCUCCAAAAGACCAAUUACAGAGAAGGAUGUCUGGAAAUUAGAUUCCUGGGACCAGACUGAGACACUGAACAACAACUUCCAGAGAUGCUGGGCUGAGGAAGCUCUAAGGCCUAAACCAUGGCUCUUAAGAGCAUUAAAUCGUAGCCUUGGUGGAAGGUUUUGGUGGGGAGGUUUUUGGAAGAUUGGCAAUGAUCUUUCCCAAUUUGUGGGCCCACUUAUUCUGAACCAGCUCUUACAGUCUAUGCAACAAGGAGAUCCAGCUUGGAUUGGUUAUAUCUAUGCUUUCUCAAUUUUUGUUGGAGUGGUAUUCGGGGUAUUAUUUGAAGCUCAGUAUUUUCAGAAUGUCAUGCGUGUGGGUUUCCGGGUUAGAUCAACUUUGGUUGCUGCUGUGUUUCGAAAAUCCUUAAAGCUAACACAUGAGGGUCGCAGACAAUUUGCAUCUGGAAAAAUAACCAACCUUAUGACGACUGAUGCUGAAGCCCUCCAGCAAAUAUGCCAAUCACUUCACACUUUGUGGUCAGCUCCAUUCCGUAUCAUCAUUGCAAUGGUUCUUCUUUACCAGCAGUUGGGUGUUGCUUCACUUCUUGGUGCACUAAUGCUCGUUCUUCUGUUUCCAAUACAGACUGUAGUGAUCAGCAGAAUGCAGAAACUAUCAAAGGAAGGGUUGCAACGUACAGACAAGAGGAUUGGCCUCAUGAAUGAAAUUUUGGCUGCCAUGGACACUGUAAAGUGCUAUGCAUGGGAGAAUAGUUUCCAAUCCAAAGUUCAGAGUGUCAGGAAUGAAGAAUUGUCAUGGUUCCGGAAAGCAUCAUUUCUGGGAGCAUUUAAUGUUUUUAUGCUAAACAGCAUUCCAGUUGUAGUGAUUGUGAUUUCAUUUGGGAUGUUCACUCUGCUUGGAGGGGAUCUCACACCUGCAAGGGCAUUUACAUCACUUUCUCUGUUUGCAGUCCUACGGUUUCCCCUGUUUAUGCUUCCUAAUAUAAUAACCCAGGCUGUAAAUGCAAAUGUAUCCUUGAAGCGACUGGAGGAACUAUUCUUAGCUGAAGAGAGAAUUCUUCUACCAAAUCCACCUCUUGAACCUGGACUUCCAGCCAUCUCAAUCAAGAAUGGAUACUUUUCUUGGGAUUCAAAGGCUGACAGGCCUACAUUGUCGAAUGUCAAUUUGGAUAUACCAGUUGGUGGUUUGGUUGCAAUUGUCGGCGGUACUGGAGAAGGAAAAACAUCACUUGUAUCGGCAAUGCUGGGGGAGCUGCCUCCAAUGUCAGAUGCAAGUGCUGUUAUAAGAGGAACAGUUGCUUAUGUUCCACAAGUUUCAUGGAUUUUCAAUGCCACUGUGCGGGGUAACAUAUUAUUUGGAUCUCCCUUUGAAGCAGCGAGAUAUGAGAAAGCAAUAGAUGUGACUGCAUUGCAGCAUGACCUUGACUUACUGCCUGGUGGUGAUCUUACUGAGAUUGGUGAAAGGGGGGUGAAUAUUAGUGGUGGUCAAAAGCAACGAGUUUCCAUGGCUAGGGCAGUAUAUUCCAAUUCAGAUGUGUACAUAUUUGAUGACCCUUUAAGUGCUCUAGAUGCUCAUGUGGGUCGACAGGUUUUUGAUAGAUGCAUCAAGGGAGAAUUAAGAGGGAAAACCAGAGUUCUCGUCACAAACCAGCUACAUUUUCUUUCACAGGUUGAUAGAAUUAUCCUAGUACAUGAAGGUAUGGUGAAGGAGGAGGGGACCUUUGAGGAACUAUCUAAUAAUGGGAUGAUGUUCCAAAAACUGAUGGAAAAUGCGGGAAAAAUGGAAGAGUAUGUGGAAGAAAAUGGUGCUGAGGAAAAUAUUGAUGAUAAAACCUCAAAGCCUGUUGCUAAUGGGGUGGUGGACAAACUUCCAAAUAAUUCAAGCAACACAAGUAAACCAAAAGAGGGAAAAUCUGUUCUUAUCAAGCAGGAAGAACGGGAAACAGGUGUUGUCAGUUGGAAAGUUUUGGUGAGGUAUAAGAAUGCUUUAGGAGGCCUAUGGGUAGUUAUGAUACUCUUUAUGUGCUAUAUCCUGACUGAAACUCUACGGGUUUCAAGCAGCACAUGGUUAAGUCAAUGGACAGAUCAAGGUGGUUCAAGGACUCAUGGACCUGGUUACUACAAUCUGAUAUAUGCAAUGUUGUCAUUUGGUCAGGUACUGGUGACAUUGGCAAAUUCAUAUUGGUUGAUCAUGUCAAGUCUUUAUGCAGCCAAAAGGUUGCAUGAUGCUAUGCUUGGCUCUAUUUUAAGAGCUCCAAUGCUUUUCUUCCAUACCAAUCCAAUUGGACGGAUAAUCAAUAGAUUUGCAAAGGAUCUAGGUGACAUAGAUCGCAAUGUUGCCGUAUUCGUAAAUAUGUUUCUGGGCCAAAUUUCCCAACUCCUUUCAACUUUUGUGUUGAUAGGGAUUGUGAGCACCAUGUCCUUGUGGGCCAUAAUGCCACUUCUGGUAUUGUUCUAUUCGGCCUAUCUAUAUUACCAGAACACAGCCCGUGAAGUAAAGCGGUUGGAUUCCAUAACCAGAUCACCUGUUUAUGCACAAUUUGGAGAAGCGCUGAAUGGACUCUCAACAAUUCGUGCUUACAAAGCAUAUGAUCGGAUGGCUGAUAUUAAUGGACAAUCCAUGGACAACAAUAUAAGAUACACCCUUGUGAACAUGAGUUCGAACCGCUGGCUUGCAAUCCGUCUGGAAGCAUUAGGGGGACUCAUGAUUUGGUUAACUGCAACCUUUGCUGUCAUGCAGAAUGAGAGGGCAGAAAACCAGCAGGCAUUUGCAUCUACUAUGGGUCUGCUUCUCAGUUAUGCUUUAAAUAUUACUAGUCUAUUGACUGGUGUACUGAGACUUGCUAGUCUAGCUGAAAAUAGUUUGAAUUCUGUUGAGCGAGUUGGCUCUUAUAUAGAAUUGCCUUCAGAAGCUCCACUUGUAAUUGAGAGCAAUCGUCCCCCUCCUGCAUGGCCUUCAUCAGGAUCCAUCAAAUUUGAGGAUGUUGUUCUACGUUACAGGCCUGAACUUCCUCCAGUCUUGCAUGGAUUGUCCUUCACAAUUUCUCCAAGUGACAAGGUAGGAAUAGUUGGAAGGACUGGGGCAGGCAAAUCUAGCAUGCUUAAUGCUUUAUUUCGGAUUGUAGAACUGGAAAGGGGAAGAAUCUUGAUUGAUGAUUGUGACAUUUCAAAGUUUGGACUGAGGGAUCUACGUAAAGUUCUUGGUAUUAUACCACAAUCACCAGUUCUUUUCUCAGGAACUGUGCGAUUCAAUCUUGAUCCUUUCAACGAGCACAAUGAUGCUGACCUCUGGGAGGCUUUAGAGAGGGCACAUUUGAAGGAUGUUAUCAGGAGGAAUUCUCUUGGUCUUGAUGCUGAGGUUUCCGAGGCCGGAGAGAAUUUCAGUGUUGGACAGAGGCAACUUUUAAGUCUUGCUCGAGCAUUGCUGCGGAGAUCAAAGAUUCUUGUUCUUGAUGAAGCAACAGCUGCUGUUGAUGUCAGAACUGAUGCUCUCAUUCAGAAAACCAUUAGAGAAGAAUUUAAAUCAUGUACAAUGCUCAUUAUUGCUCAUCGUCUAAAUACCAUCAUUGAUUGUGAUCGAGUUCUUUUGCUUGAUGCUGGUCGGGUUCUAGAAUAUGAUACCCCAGAGGAACUGCUUUCAAAUGAUAGAAGUGCUUUCUCUAAGAUGGUUCAAAGUACUGGAGCUGCCAAUGCUGAAUACUUACGCAGCCUAGUACUUGGUGGGGAAGGAGAGAACAAGUUGGGCAGGGAAGACAACAGGCGGCUUGAUGGGCAGAGAAGAUGGCUGGCCUCUUCCCGCUGGACUGCUGCUGCACAGUUUGCUCUUGCUGUUAGCCUCACUUCAUCACAGAAUGACCUUCAGCAGCUGGAGAUUGAAGAUGAAAACAGCAUCCUCAAGAAAACAAAGGACGCAGUUAUAACUCUGCAGGGAGUUUUGGAAGGAAAGCAUGACAAAGUUAUUGAAGAGACACUAAAUCAAUACCAGGUUUCUAGAGAUGGAUGGUGGUCAUCCCUCUACAGAAUGAUUGAAGGUCUAGCAGUGAUGAGCAGGUUGGCUCGAAACAGGCUUCAGUCAGAAAAUGGUUUUGAAGACAGAUCAAUUGACUGGGACCGUAUCGAAAUGUAGACAACAGUAUGCCUCUGGUUCUUCACACGCUUACGAAAAGCGGGAAUAAAGUUCUGAUCAUGAGUUGAUUUUGGAUUACCAAAAUCUCUGAUUAUCUGCCUAUAACUCUGUAUAUUAUAUAACCAAUAGUAUUCUGUUACUAUUAUUCUUAGAAUAUUUGAUAAUUUUGUAGGUUGUGAGACGAUGGUAAAAGGGUUGUUACCAUCAUUAUUUUCUAGUAAAGAAGUUCGGAAUUUGAUGA
Vitis vinifera (wine grape) is the source of this 5418-nucleotide messenger RNA. RefSeq names its product ABC transporter C family-like. Bases 306 to 5177 code for a protein of 1623 amino acids. Gene Ontology annotation, cellular component: membrane. Gene Ontology annotation, molecular function: ABC-type transporter activity; ATP hydrolysis activity; ATP binding. The transcript is spliced from 28 exons. Lineage: Eukaryota; Viridiplantae; Streptophyta; Magnoliopsida; Vitales; Vitaceae. Gene Ontology annotation, biological process: transmembrane transport. The record is from RefSeq and is a predicted model, not a curated record.